AUGCUCACGAAGACAGAGGUAGCACUACAAAAUGCGUUAACUCCACAACGGCAUCCGAAUAUCGUUCAGUGCUUCGGAUCAAAUUAUGAAGUUGAGUUGAACCAGCUUCAAAUUUUUCUCGAAUAUGUCAACGGCGAUGAUGUACGAACGAUUAUCGAGGCUCUAAAAACGACAUAUGGGCAUCAGGGAUCAUCUUACUUCUUAUGCUUGCUGGGAGGCGAUCAUGGAGGCGGGCAAGAAGUAGAACGUAUUGCUCUCUGCUGCAACUGGGAACGUCUUACCGCGGUGAGAAAAUCGCUCACAGUUACGCUUUGGACGUUCCAGAUCAACGGUAGUUUUGGAGAAGUCAGCCUAAUUGAAAAUCCCCUAAAUCGGAACAUUGUUUCUGCUCGAAAAAUAGCACUGAAACGUAUACGAUUAUCAAAACUGAAUGCAAGGCAAAAAGAAGAGGCUGACUAUGAGGUUAUGCUUCAAGAAACUCUGAGUAAAACUGAAGACAAUCAUAUUGUUCACUGCUAUGGUUCUCGUGACGAUCGCGUUUUAAACGAAAAGCACAUCUAUUUAGAAUAUGUGGACGGCAGUGACCUGUUCGAAAUAGCUAUGAAUAAAGGCGGUGUUGGGCGGAGAGCAGCUAGUAGUUAUUUUCGUCAACUCCUUGAGGGACUCGCCUUUUUGCACGGUCUCUACGUGGCUCACCGUGAUAUCAAACCCGAAAAUCUUUUGAUCGAUAAAAGAGGUAAGAACGGUUCGAUUCUAAGUCCAAUUCAGAUCUACAGUGGUAUAAAACAGCCGAUUAUGUCUUAUUUAGGAAACCUCAAAAUCGCUGAUUUUGGAUUAGCCGACUGCUAUCGUGAGUCGGAAGAUGAGCCUGAUCGUCGACUAACGCGGAUAUGCGGCUCUUACGAGUAUCUGUCACCUCAAGUUUUCGAGAAUGAUUACAGUGGUCCAAAAAAUGACAUAUGGUCCGCCGGCAUUGUUUUGGUUGUGAUGCUCACGGGUGAUCUUGCCUGGGAUCGAGCCGACAGUAACGACCUUUGCUACACUCUUUGGAAGAAUGGUGAACUACCAGCUCUCUUUAAGAAAUUUGAUCGGUCAACAAUAAGUAUAAUUUCUGAAGCUCUCGAUAUUGAUGAGGACCGACGUCCAAACUCUCAGCAGUUACUGAAGCAUCCAUGGUUGCGUUCACUAUCGAAAAGAAGUUAUAAUAAUAACAACAACGACGAUAAUGAGAAACCAGUAAAACGCUCAAGAUUAAGUUACCGAUAA
Messenger RNA from Ostertagia ostertagi, 1266 nucleotides. Lineage: Eukaryota; Metazoa; Nematoda; Chromadorea; Rhabditida; Trichostrongylidae. The record is from the annotation of a GenBank genome assembly.